GCAUUGACCCUUCCGAUUUAAAUAAACUUGGUGUCUUAUUUGACAUAUGACAGUAUCAAAAAUUUGACAUUUACGUUCAUUUUUUUGUGAAAUGGGUUCAAUUUAUUAUAAGUAAUUAAAGGGUUUUAAUCGAGUAAUUAGAUUUCAAAAUUAUGGCACAGGAAACGCCAGAACCGACUAAAACUAAAAAACCAUCCGAUAGUGCGUUUAAACAACAACGGCUUCCAGCAUGGCAACCUAUUUUAACGGCAGGAACAGUCCUUCCAUCGUUUUUUAUAAUCGGCAUUGCGUUUAUACCUGUAGGUAUAGGUUUAUUAUAUUUUUCUGACGAAGUAAUGGAAUAUGUCAUCGAUUAUACAAAUUGUAAUAAAACCACCGGUUAUAUUGGAAAUUGGAACGAAUCUAAUGAAACUUGCGCUGACGCUAUUAAUAAUAAUAGCAGUGAAACUUGUAUUUGCAGGAUUAAAUUUAACCUCACCAGUGAUUUUAAUGGUACGGUUUAUAUGUAUUACGGCUUAACUAAUUAUUAUCAGAAUCAUAGAAGGUAUGUAAAAUCUAGGGAUGAUAGUCAGUUAUUAGGUAUAUUAAGCAAAGAACCAUCAAGAGAUUGUUUACCUUUUGUGUUUGAUGGUAAUAAGACCCCUAUAGCACCCUGUGGAGCCAUCGCCAAUUCCAUGUUUAAUGAUAAUUUGACUUUAUAUAUUUUGAAUAACGACGAACCUGAACCGGUUCCUUUGUUAAGGAAAGGCAUCGCUUGGGAAUCUGAUAAGAAGAUCAAGUUUCACAAUCCACCGGGUGAUGAUUUGGAGAAAGCUUUUGCCGGUUACGCCAAACCGAAAGCAUGGAAAAAACAAAUAUGGGAAUUGGAUACUGAUCCUGAUAAUAACGGUUUCCAAAACGAGGAUUUCAUAGUUUGGAUGAGAACCGCUGCUUUGCCUACUUUCAGGAAAUUAUACCGCAGGGUCGAUCAUUCUCAGGCAAAUUUUACCAAUGGUUUAAAACGAGGAACUUACAUUUUGCAAGUUGAAUAUAAUUAUAAUGUAUCUACGUUUAGUUCAACGAAACGGAUGAUCCUUAGUACAACUUCCAUAUUGGGUGGAAAGAAUCCUUUCCUCGGUAUAGCUUACAUUGUUGUCGGUUGUGUUUGUCUACUUUUAGGUAUUGGAUUGUUGUUUAUACACAUCAAAUGCGGAAAAAGUACUAGUGAAAUGAUAAACGUAAACCCUAGAACGCCAUAUCAAUAGAAACCUUGGAAAAAGUUUUUAUUUUCGACUUUUUUGAUUAUUUAUUUGUCUGUUAUUGCCGCGCUUUUUUACAAAAAAUUAUUUAGGACGGUAUCGAAAAAAUUUCGUCAUGAACUAAAAUGAUUCGAAAUUUCUUUAUUUUAAAACUGAUAUUUUCUAAAUAAACUGUUGGCAACAAUAUUUUAUUUUGAACUUGUUCUUUACAAAUCUUCAUCCAGACCUAUUUUUCAAGGUACUAGAUGGAAAAUUCAAUUUUUCAUUUCACUUCGAUAGAUUUAUUUAAUUUUUCACUACAGAAAAAAUUUUAGUCAAAAAUGAAAUAACUUCCAUUACAGAAAAAUUUCUUCAUGUCCAAUUAAUUUUAUCUCAAAUAAUCCGACUUAUACUGAUAUUAUUUAUUUACCUCUAGCGACAUUGCCAGCUUUCCAUCAUAUUUUAAUCAAUUGUAUCCCAAAACCUUCUAAACACGUUAAUUCAUAUGAUGGAAUGCCUCGAUCAAAUUUUUUUAAGACAAUCGGGCUAUUAGACAAUUCCACUUGGCUUUUGUUUAUCAAAGAACAGUAAUUUUCUUCUUGUUCCCAAAAACGCGAAAAAUAAAAUUCUCCACGCUUAAUAUGGCGUUUUGGAGGGUCUAGAUGUUUGUAGUAACCAAUUAUUGAAUUAUCUUCCGAUUCGACUUUUUGACAUUUUUUAUGAAUUCCAUGCAACGAAAGUUCCAUUUGUUUAUUAAAACAUAUGGAAUUCCAUAGAAAAAUUUCUAUUUCCCUCGUUAUUCAUCAAUUAACUAACCUAACCUGAAAAUGGAUCCAUUCCUUGCUAUGUUUAACAAUAUCAAGAGAAAAUUUCAUGUUCAAAUGUGAAUAACUGAAUUUUUUUAAUGUACGUUUCAACUGAGCCACUAUUUCUCGAAAUAGUUCUACCAAAAUGAAACUUCAGUUUAAUUAGUAACCCCAGUUUAAAAAACCGACCCCUAAAUCCAAUAAUCAAUUUAAUAGUAAAAUCUGAGUUCUGUGGUAUCAAUAAAUGGAUUCUGCUACCUCGGAAAACGUUAAACUAACGUGUUUUUAGUAGAAAUUAAUCAUGUUUUUUUAAUAUUUUAAGCCAAUAGUUUUUAUUAAAUAAAUUUAUCGUGAGUUUAAUCUAUAUUUAAAUCGCAUUUCUAGGUUAUAGAUAACACAAAGUGGCCUUCGAUGUUAGGUAUAGGUAUAAUAAAAAAAUACUAUAUAUAUAUACAGUUUACAUUAUAGUUGAACUCGUUUUUUUUAAAAAUCGGUCAACAAUUCCUGGUAUAACUAAAUAUCAAAAUUUUUGAUAAAAAAAGUUUCCUAACAAUUUUAAAACUAGUUAUAGAUUCAGUACAAAUUAUAAAAAAAAUAAUUAAUAUGGUGAAUUGUUGACUUAACUACAAUUUUAUUUUUAUUACAACAAAUAAUGCAAAUCUAACAUGUACUUGCCUGUUAUACUUCGAUAAUUAUUUUCAUCUGCAUUUUCCAUCACUUUAUCCUGUGUUUCUUUAUAAAAUUGUGAAACUAUUAGAUUUACUUCAAACUCGUUAGCUAUAGUUUAAAAAAUGUAUUUAUUAUUAGCUGUAGCUGGAUUCGUUUAUGUAUUUGUGAUUUUAGAUAUAAUAUUUUUUGUUGUACAUAUUUUGUAUAUUUUAUGGAAUAUAAUUAUUAAAGGUUACAAUGCUUUUUAACGUGUUUCAAUUAUCCUUCACAACAAUAACCAUAUAACCUAAAAAAAUCUUGGACGUUUCAACUACUUGAUAAGUAAUAGGCGACUCCUAAUACGUAGUAUGGUAUGGUUCUGUGUAGACAACACAGCGUUGUCAUAUUCACUUUUUAUUACCAACAUUUUAUUACAAAGAAACUCCGUAGAAUACGAAUAAUAAUUAAAUCAAAAUUAUUCUCAAAAAUAUAAACAUUAACUUUUGAUAGAUUUAUUAGAAUCAGUAUAAUAAAGAUAUUUAUACAAAUAGUUUUAAAAAAAUCAUAUCUACAAAACUAAUUGUAGCAUUGAGUUGAAAUUAUAGAGAAGUCUUACUUAAGUAAGGUUUAACUGGAGAAAAAUCAACAAGUCGCUAGCUCAAUCAUUUUCGCAAAAACGUAUGCACAAAUAUCGAUUUAAAACAUACGCAUAUUAAAAAAAUCAUAUCUACCAAACUAAUGGUUGGAUUAAGUUGAAAUUAUAGACAGGUCUUGAAUAAGGUAAGUUGUAACUGGAAAAAUGUCAUUCGUAAUACUUUAUUUUAAAAAAUAUAAACAUUAACUUGUAAUAGAUUUUAUUAGAGCCGGUAUAAUAAAGAUAUUAAUACAAAUAGUUGAAUUAAUUUAUAAUUUCUGGUAUGGUUAUAAAUUUUACUACUUUUUACGACGCAACUCUAGGCAACGCUGUGAGGAUUGUUUUUUAAUCUACUUUUUUCCAAUUCUCAUUGUUAAAAGAACUUCAUUUAUGAUUAAUAUAACAGUGUUGACAUAUUUCUAUUCAUUUUCUCUAUUUCCUAAUUAGACAAUCCAAAAAAAGCUGAUCUACGUCAAACUAGCGGCCGUGGGGUAAGCAAUUACCCGUAUUAAUGUUUUUUUUUAAUUAGUGUGCCAAAGUGUAUAAAACAUGAGUAGGUUGCACAAAAACUUAUGGUAAAAGUAUUUGUUUACUCCACGGCAGUUGAUUGUGAUAAUUGACACUAUACAAUGAAAAUGUCAAUCAGUAAAAAUAAAACCAAUUAUAAAUAAUAAAAAUUUUAAAUAAUACUAUUUAUGAAAAAAAAAAUCAAUACUGAUCUAUAUAAAUAAUUUAGAUGAUUUCACAUUUGAGAAUUUUAAACGUUUUGCAAUUAUGGUCAACGUUUUAAAUGACGUAUUUCAUAUUCUGUGCCACUAAAACAACGUUGCCAUGUUCCUAUUCCAUAUCCCAAUA
Messenger RNA from Diorhabda sublineata, 4160 nucleotides. It is a transcript of the gene CDC50, whose product is annotated as cell cycle control protein 50A. The transcript has 6 exons. Bases 153 to 1244 code for a protein of 363 amino acids. NCBI's taxonomy places the organism in Eukaryota, Metazoa, Arthropoda, Insecta, Coleoptera, Chrysomelidae. The record is from RefSeq and is a predicted model, not a curated record. Gene Ontology annotation, cellular component: Golgi apparatus; plasma membrane; endoplasmic reticulum.